Messenger RNA from Symbiodinium necroappetens, 2397 nucleotides. NCBI's taxonomy places the organism in Eukaryota, Dinophyceae, Suessiales, Symbiodiniaceae. The record is from the annotation of a GenBank genome assembly.
AUGCGCAAUCUCGAGGAGGACAUUGUUGCACUGAUGAGACGUCGUGCUUUCGACCUCGCUGCUUCCACACAGGGACGGUGUCAAGUCUUCUUGGACGGAGAUUGUCUGGGCGUCACCAGCUUCCAGGACUACGUGGAUCUUCAUGUGAAGCCCGAGAUGUUCCGCACGUGCAAGGUGGUGAAUGAUCGCUGGGAAAUCGCGAUUGGCCUGACAGAUGGCUCUGGCUUUCAGCAGGUGAGCUUCGUGAAUUCCAUCAACACCUCUCGUGGUGGCACUCAUGUGACCUACAUUGCUGACCAGGUUGUGAGCGCAAUCCUGGAUAAGAUCGGGAAGCAGAAAAGUGGAGGUACUUUGGCGGUGAAGAGCCAGCAUGUCAAAAGCUACUUGUGGAUUUUCGUGAAUUGCUUGGUGGGAACGGAUUUGAAGAGGGAUCAGCAUGGGCUUCUUGUCUAUUCUGCCGGGUAUCGAGAACCCAGCAUUCGAUUCUCAGACGAAGGAGACGCUGACGAGCAAACGAGAGAGGCUUGCCCCAUGGCUGAAGGUGCCGACCCAACCCGUGAAGAGACUUUUGCCUUCAGGUUUGGGUCCACCUGCCGCUUGCCAGAGGCAAAGCAGAAGGGUGGCGGCAAGCGCCCCCUAUCAUUGUCUCGCUUUGGGCGCUUUGAGGAUCUCUUGGAGGAUGUGGUGAGCUCCGGCAUCAUCGAAGCGCUCCAGGAGCGAUGCUCCGCGAUGACCGAGCCGCCGUGUUGGGCCUUCGCAAUCUGCUUUGCGCUCUUGCUGACAUGUCUAUGGAGUCUACGGCUCCAAGAGAAAGAUAUCGCGAAGUGCUACAGUUUGCCGAUCCGCCACACAUUCCGGUUCGUCCCGGCCGGCCAUGAUGGACUUAUGCCGGCCACGUUGUCCGUCGGUCUCCUCAGCGGGGAGACAGUGGCACUGGAGGUCAGCCCCACGCGCGUCUCCGUCGGCGACGUGCGCGAGCUUGCAGAGGACCGGCUGCACAGAAGUCUUUCCGUGCUUGUUUCUUCCUCAGGCGAGCCGCUGAACGACUCGGAGCGGGUUAGCGAGCUUGGCCUCAAACAUGGAGAUGUGGUCAGUGCGCUCGUGAGGCCGCCAUAUCCUCAAAUUUUCUCGGGGCCCUUUGCCUACGCCUUCGCGGCUGUCAUGCCGGAAGGUCACGUGGUUGCGUGGGGAGACCCCGCACGGGGGGGAGACAACAGAGCGGUGCGAGAACAGCUGCAGGAGGUUCCUAUCAUCGCCUUGGAAGCUUCUGCAGGCGCCUUUGCGGCUUUGCGCAAAGAUGGGCAAGUUGUCACCUGGGGCGGGGCUGCCUUCGGUGGUGACAGCAGCGCUGUGCAAGAUCGGUUGGUGAGCGUUCAGGCGGUGAAGGCAUCUGCCAUUGGCUUCUCUGCCGUCACUGCUGCAGGUGAUGUAGUCACCUGGGGAAGCAGCGACACUGUCGUGGCCAUGCACAUGAGUGUGGAGGUCAAGCAGCUCGUCGCCUCGACGGAUGCGUUCGCUGCGCUUACGGUUGAUGGACGAGCUUUUGCUUGGGGGAACGCCGACUACGGUGGCAGCUGCGGUGCUGUGUCUGAUCUUCUGGUGGACAUCGCUUUCUUGGCUGCCUCUGAUGGGGCUUUCGCUGCGGUCAAGCAGGACGGUGAGGUCGUUACGUGGGGCAACAGCAAUUUCGGCGGCGACUCCACGAUUCAGAACCCCGACCUGCAUGGGAUCGUUUCCAUCACUGCUUGUGGACGAGCAUUUGCUGCCGUGCGGCGCGAUGGCCAUGUCUUCACAUGGGGCGAUUCGACUCAGGGCGGUGACAGCUCCGUGCUAGCAGCUUCUCAAGUCUCUCUGCUGCGCGGAUCGGCGGGUGCUUUUGCGGCCCUCACGAUGGAAGGCCGCGUGCUGACCUGGGGCAACCAUGCGUUCGGCGGCGACUGCAGCGCAGUUGGUGAUCAAUUGACGGAGGUGGUGGACAUCGUGGCCAGCCGCCGAGCUUUCGCCGCGUUGCGCAGAGAUGGAGGAGUGGUCAGUUGGGGCUUUGCAGUCCUUGGAGGGAACAGCAAGGACGUUCAGGCUGAACUUUACGGCAUCCAAAGUCUCCACGCUUCAAGCGGUGCUUUCGCGGCAUUGCGAGGUGACGGUGGCGUCAUCGUAUGGGGUGGGCCAAGCUCUGGUGGUGACAACAGUGCUAUACGAGGACUGUUCCAGGAGACCGACGUGGACGACAAAGUCAGUGAAGUAGACUCUCCCACCAUUGCAAUUAGGGAGGAGUGGUCCAAGGCCAUGGGGAAAAACGAGUUGGCCCAGCACUUGAACCGAAGCGAUCUAGGCUUGCAGAAGCGUCUUUUCGGCGUCCCAAAGCUUGAGGAUGCCAACCUGGCCGGAACGAAGGAG